Molecule: messenger RNA, 7429 nt
Organism: Gadus morhua (Atlantic cod)
Lineage: Eukaryota; Metazoa; Chordata; Actinopteri; Gadiformes; Gadidae
Gene: cep170bb
Product: centrosomal protein 170Bb
Exons: 20
Coding region: 251-5473 (1740 amino acids)
Molecular function (GO): protein binding
Source: RefSeq, a predicted model, not a curated record
UGCCAUAACAGCACAGCAGCAGCAUCCCGAGCUCGAGCGACGACACGGACGGUCGGCGAUUCCCCAUUUCAAAUAAAAUCCCCGGUCAAUAUUAAUUGCCGUUCUUUUCCUCACAUCCCCGCGGUGCUGCUCGAGACACACAUGACGCAGUUUUGAAUUAAAGACGCGGAUAUCGCGGGGUUUUGUUGCGGAGCGGCGCGGCGCAUCUGGAGCGGAGCAUGCCGUGGGGUGUCCCGGCAGGCCUGUGAAGAUGAGUGUGACCUCCUGGUUCCUGGUGAGCAGCUCUGGGACCCGCCACCGGCUGCCCAGGGAGCUCAUCUUUGUUGGCCGUGAGGACUGUGAGCUCAUGCUGCAGUCUCGCAGUGUGGACAAGCAGCAUGCAGUCAUCAACUAUAACCCGGCGACAGACCAGCACCUGGUCAAGGACCUGGGCAGUCUCAACGGGACGUUUGUGAACGACCUGCGGAUCCCAGAGCAGACCUACUUCACCCUCAAGCUGUCGGACAUCGUGCGCUUUGGAUAUGAUACCCAUGUCUACACCCUGGAGAAGAGCCAGCACAUAGUGCCAGAGGAGGCUCUGAAGCAUGAGAAGUACACCAGCCAGCUGCAGAUGGGCAAACACGCAGAGACGGAGGACCGGCCCCGACCUGAGAAACCGGAGCGCACCAAGACCCAGAACCGUACCCAGAUCCAGAACACGAGCCAGAGCCAGAGCCAGAGCCAGACCCCGACCCCGAGCCAGACCCCAGACUGCCCAGGACCCCGGCCGACCCCCCUGUAUGGGCAGCCAUCCUGGUGGGGGGAGGAGGACAUGUGCAGCGAUGGUCUUCACCCAGAGGCCCAGAACCCCGAGCUGUGUGACUUCAGGGAGAACCAGGCCGGGUUCCCCGGGUACCACCGCGAGGCCAGCUACUUCGAGAUCCCCACCAAGGACUUCCACCAGCACCCCAAGUCCCCGGAGGCCGAGCUCCACGAGGUGCCCACCAAGGACACGGACACGCCCCUCGCCACGCCCCCGGCCCCGGCCCAGGCCCAGGCCCCGCCCUCCCCGCCCACCCCCACCCCUCCCGUGGUCCAGAGCCACGCCUCCUUCACCAUCGAGUUCGAUGACUUCACGCCGGGGAAGAUAAAGAUCAAGGACCACGUGACCAAGUUCACUUCCCGCCAGCGGAAGCAGCAGGCGCUGCACCUGAAGGCCCCGGUGGGAGCGCCCGUGGACCUGAUGUCCGCCGAGAGCAAGGUGGCCGACUGGCUGGUCCACAGUGACGUCAGCAUGAUGAAGAAGAGGCCCACCUGCGAGGACGUCUACAGCACCAAGAGCGACCAGGCCAUCAACACCAAGACCCUCAAAGGUCACCACCACGAGGAUGGCACCCAGAGCGACUCUGAGGAGCCCGUUCUGGUAGGGAGGCGGAGCAAGUCCAACCACUCGGUCCAGACCGACCAGUCCGAAGUGUCCCAGCAGACGGUCAAAUCGGGUCAGUCCGUCUGCUCCCAGGAGGCGGUCCCCAUGCCUGCUGUCGUCUCCCCGUCCUUUCCUGACUCGCUUUCCCAGAGCCCGCCGCAGAGCCACUCUCCCCCAAACCAGACCCCCAUCCAGGAGCCGCCGACCCAGGUGUCCCCACACCACGGGUCCCCGAGCCAGGGCUCUCCCAGCCAGACCUCCACCCCAGGGCCCCCGGAGCACCUCAGCCAGCAGGCCUUCAUCAUCGAGUUCUUCGACGACAACCCUCGUAAGAAGCGCUCCCAGUCCUUCACCCACACCCCGGCCCAGGCGGACUCCUACUCGGCCCUCAAGGCCAAGAUGGAGCGCCGCAAAGGCACUGAGCGGCCGGCCUCUGUGCACGGCCACCUCCCCCCCACCCAGCAGGUGACCGUUCCCCUGAAGGCCCAGGGCCACGGGACCCCCCAGCGGUCCAGCUCUCUGAAGAGGGAGAAGACGGAGGGGGACGUGCUGGCCUCCGCCACCCCGCGCGCCCCCCCCACCAGACCUUUCGGCAGCGUGGGGAAGAAGUCCAAGCUGGUGCAGGAGUUCGCCGCCGAGUUCCUCAAGGACUCUGGGGGUCCGCCGUCUCCGACCAGGGACAGGCCGGGCCCUCCCCCCAUGUCGGCCCCACCCGUCAUGGUGUCCCCCGCCUGCAUGCACCUCCCUUCCCCACAAGAAAGCCCCAAGACCCCCACCCCGGCCUCGUACCCCUCCUCGCCUGCUCCCCCUGUCCCCGUGUCCAGCACUCUGACCCCCACCCCUACGCGGAGUACCCUGGCCGCCUCUCUCGGCCCGCCCGCCUCUCCGGCCCGCCAGCCCGGCCCCGCCCAGGCCGCCAUGCUCCCUCCGGGUCUAGUGCGGGGACUGGACCCCCGCACCCAGCGGGUGGGCCGGAACGAGGAGGACGACAGCCUGAGUGACGCGGGGACCUACACCAUCGAGACCGAGUGCCACGACACAGAGGUGGAGGAGGCCCGCAACAUGAUAGACCAGGUGUUUGGUGUCCUGGACUCUCCAGAGUAUAGUGGAGUAAACUCCUCUGUUUAUAGGCCAGUCAUUAAUGAGGGGAAGGAUGAGCACACUAGCCUUGAGAUCGAUGGUAGUGCUGUGGAUCCAAUGCAUGGCUUUAACCCGGCCACUAUCAGUGGCACCACGACCGGCCCGGUGCAGGUUCCUCCUGCUAACGCAGCAGGAAUGGAGGGCCCAAAGUGGGUCUCUCGCUGGGCCAGUCUGGCUGACAGCUACGCCGAGGGGGCCUCGCCCCCCUCUGUUGGGGAAUCUCUGGAUGAUUCUCGCUACCUAUCCAGCCGGUCAGUGAUGAGCCAGUCAGAGUCAGAGUGCAGCCAGGUUUCCCGCACCAAGAGGCUGCUACCCCAGGUUCCUCCUGGGGAGAGACUGGAGGGCAGCACCCCCAGCAUCCUGAUCCAGCAGGACUCUUACCCUGGACCAGAAACCCUGGACAGAGAAGCCAGGGCCACAUGCCCUCCCGAAUCUGGCCAGUUGCUUAGCAUCAGAGACGACGUGGACCCGGACAGCCUGAGCGACACCAGCCGUUCGGACGAUGGACAGGAGCGAGCUCACAGGACCAAGGCCAAGACCACGGCCAAGGCCUCGUCCAGAGCUCCUGUGCCUCAGGUCAGACCUUCAGAGAGGGUUUCUCCGUCCCCGUCCACCAAGUCCACCUGUUUCUACAUCGGCUCCGACAGCCCAGGAAAGGCUGACCCACCCCGGAGCCUCAAAGAGGCCCCAUCCAAGAACCCGCCCACCACCGUUCUGAUUCGUCACUUGAGUGGCCACGAGCCCCGUAGGACGAGUGUCAAGCCCAACAGCUCGGCCCCCAACCUCCAAUUACAGGACAAGGAUUCUGUCCCCACGAAAGACGGCGCCAUCGUCAGGCAAGAGAGCUUCACCAAAGAGCGCCAGAGCGACACAGUCCAGAAGAAGAAGCUCCCGCACAUCUCCAGCCACCCGUCCAUCAGGGACAUGGAGCAGAGGAAGGAGGCCGCCCCAGACGUCUUCUUCAAGGAGUCCGAAGGCCCGCUCUUCCACUCCUCUGGGUCUGGCCGCAGCUCCAAGAAGGGUGGCUCCUCCAGCCACAUGGGGGACUCUCUGUCCGGGGAUUCGGACGUGGACACGGCGAGCACCGUCAGCCAGGUGAGCAACAAGAACACACCGGUCACCUCCGUCUCCAAGAAGCGCUCGGUCAUCAGCGGCCUGCAGAAGGAAAAGUCCUCCUCCAGCCCGUCCAUCCAGGAGAAGGGGCGCCAGCUCUCCGCCCGCGAGCGCCUAUCGGAGAAACGUCGGGGCCAGGUGGGGUCCGAUGCGUCCGGCGGGAAGGCCGAGGCGGCCAAACGCUUCCACAUGCGCCGCAGCGCCGGCAACCGGGGCUCCCUGGACCUCUCCGAGGGCCAGCCGGGGCAGAGCCACGGCGACAACGUCUCCUCGGACCACGAGGCCGGCUCUCGUACGUCCGGCCGCACAAAGAAGCUCACCGCCCCUUUGCAGAAGGAGGACAACGGGAAGACCUCCAAGACGGCGGCCCAGCAGGUCCUGACGCGGUCCAACAGCCUGUCGGCCCCGCGGCCCACCCGCGCCUCCAUGCUCCGCCGCGCGCGCCUGGGCGAGACCUCGGACAACGAGGGCGCCGAGACGGACCGGGGGUCCCAGAACUCGGACCACGUGGGGGCGGCGUCCAAAGGCUCGGCGGAGAAGAAGCUCUCUCGGCUGGACAUACUGGCCAUGCCCCGCAAGAGGGCCGGCUCCUUCACCACGCCCAGCGACAACGAGGCCGGCCCGCCCCCCGCCGGGCGCAACAGCUACUCCGGGCGGGAACCCGGGGGCUCCAACAGGAAGUCGUCGGUGGGGGACGCCAGGCAAGCUGCCGCCAAAGGCUCUGGAGCCGCGGCGAAGCAGACCGCUGGCCGGACCCGGUCCAACGGAACUAAGUACUCUGGAACCGCCUCUCGCCGUAGGCAGAAGGGUUCGGACUACUCCUCUUCCUCGGAGGAGGAGUACGAGACCAGCCCCGGCACCUCUAAACCCCGACGCUCCUCCCAGCCCUCCGCCCCCUCGCAGCCUCACCGCGGACGCACCGCCCCCUCCCGCCCCAAGUCCAUCUCCGUGGAAACCGAGGACGACGACCCCCAGAACGACGUGGACCCUUACCAGAACUGGACAACGCACAGCGCUGAGAUUGCAAAGCUCAGCCACGACCUGGCCAAAGACCUGGCCAUCCUGGCGAGGGAGAUCAACGACGUGGCCGGGGACGGGGACCCCCCCGUAGCCAUCGCCGGGACCCCAAUCUCCUCCCCAAGCUCCCAGCCCAACACCCCCGCCUCGCCCAUCUCCUCCAGGGAAGAGAGGCCACAUCCAUACUCUCCAGGGGUCCGACCAUCUCAGCUGGUCCAACAUCUCCCUGAGGCUAGUUUAAACUACCAGAAGGUUCCUCCAGGUUGCACCAGUGUCCUGGACGCAAACAUGAAUGAGGCGGAGCCAGGUUCUAAGCAGCGCCGUCCCUGGAACCGCCAAGAGGUGAUCCUGGACAACCUGAUGUUGAACCCCGUGUCUCAGCUCUCACAAGCCAUCCGGGAAAACACUGAGCAACUCGCUGAGAAGAUGAAGGUUCUCUUCCACAACAAGGCAGAGGUCUGGGAGGAGAUCGAGGCUAAAAUCAACGCUGAGAAUGAAAUCCCAAUUCUGAAAACAUCCAAUAAGGAGAUCACCUCCAUUCUUCAGGAGCUCAGGAGAGUUCAGAGACAACUAGAGGUCAUCAACACCAUCGUGGAGCCCUCCAGCCUCCAGGUAGGGGCCCUGGGGCCCACGUCGACCAGCCAGACGAGGCCCUCGGCGCGGGACAAGAAGCCGACCAGCCGGCCCCUGGGGGACCGGCCCCGCGGGGGCCCCUCCUCGUCCAACGCCAACGAGAGCACCAAGCGGUCGUCCCGCGGGGCCGCCGGCGGAGGCGGGGGAGGGCAUCACAUGUCCUGAGCGGGCCACCGGGGAUACGUUUGUCCGUAGCUAGUAGCUAUGUCCCGCCCACUGGCUGAUGACUGACAGCCUUUUAGUACCAAUGGUGUUAGGACAUCUCACCUAGACCGUCAACAACACAUGUCUGUGAGCAGCGUGUGUGUGGUGCAAACAGAACACAGCGGCUCUCAACGUCCAUCUGUACUUUGUAUCCUUUACAGAAACUAUUUAAGCAACAACAACCAGUAGUAAUUGCUUCCACAUUGCGCCUGCCAACACGAAUAUAAACAAAGUUAUAGAAAAUAUUGUUAUGAUUAUUAGUCGCUUGCACUACAGUACAGUCAGUGGACCCUGUAUCAAAAUGUAUGGAGUAUAUUUAUUUGUGCUUUGAUAAUCUGUCAUUGGUCUGUAUUUAAGGGAGAGGGGAGGUAUAGAAUGUGUGUUUCCUGUCCGACCGGGACAGAUCAAAUGUUAGAGGUACUGAAUGUGUGUAAGCUGAGUGGGUCACUACGUGGACGAGGAGGCCUGUUUGUCAGUAUAAACAAUGAAGAAAAAGAAUGUAGCUUUAAACAAAUUAAAUCAAUACUCACCCGGACAUCCCAAUGCUGAACAACACGGCUUUCUGAUUCUGAAUGAGAAAAUGUACACAAAAAAAGUCAAUUUCGCUAUCUCCUGUUUCUAAAAUGUGUGUGUAGCGUGCCUGACAAGGGAAGUUUAUUUUGAAUGUCUUGGUUUGUGUUUGUCUGCAGGAUCAGGGCUCAACCUCUUCUAUUCACACGCCAGUACCGUUCAUCUCAUAUCUCUUACAGAUGGAGCCAGUACUCCACCUACGAGCCCUUUACCCAUUUAUCUCUAUGGUAGCUGAACCAUUCUCAUCAUAGCCAAGGUAACAGAAGCUUCUUGCCAUCACUAUUGUAACAGAAGCUUCUUGUCACCGCUAUGGCAACUGAUGAAUUCUGGCCAUCACUAUGGACACUGAAGCGUCUUCUCAUCGCUGUGGUAACUGAACCAACCGUUCUUGCGUCGCAAUGGUAAUUUGUGAAGCACACCAAAUCAUUGUGGCCGAUGGCUGAUGGGCCUUCCCAGGCCAACUUUAAAGCUUGAUACAGUGAUGCAUCUCGGUUUCAAAUUGACCAACCCUUCUUUCGCGUUGAAGAGGGUUGGGGCUCAGCUUUCGUUUAACGUGCUUCUCAUAGAAUACACAAAUGUGGGGGCUAUAGUUGACAUUACCUCCUCCAUAUCUAAUUCUAGCCGGGGGUUUGAACCGGUGACCUUUCGGUCAAAAGCCUUUCAAUGGUCCACUCCGUACGAGUGUUAGCCCUAGGGAGAACGUGUGUAGGGUCUUAUCUGGAGUUCCGGUGUGUGUUUCGAAUGACCCCUGACCUCUCUAGUAUGUACCUUGUGUAUAUCGUGUGUGUGUUAGUGUCUGAGUGCUGCGAGUGUGUGCGUGUGUGUGCGAGCUGUAGCUCACAGCUCAUCCACUGUACAGAACAGCCGGUAGCGCUCAGCGGCCGUGGUGUGCACAAGGAGCUGGGGCUACCUCACCAAACGUGCACUUCUUUCUUUCAGUUGACCCGAGUUUGCUGAAUGGGUGACUUAGUUUUUGUUUUGCAGUCUGGUGAAGUUUAGAUGUCUUCAACCAAUGGGAAUGUAUUGAUUUGAUCACCUGCUCGGAACGGGGCACCUGAUUGGCAGCUGCUGUAAUGAUGUAACUCUUGCUGCUAAUAGGUGAUUGGUGUUCUACUUGAUUAUGCUUCAUAUGCAUGCUACAGAACAGCUGUAGAGAAACAAGAAAAGCUCUUACCGCAGACCAAACCGUCGUUAUUUACUAGCUAUGUAACCAUUACCCUAAAUCUUUUUUAUGGCUUUGAGCGUACAAUGAUGUUGUUCAUCUCGAGUGACAGAGGCAUUUGAUUUACAGAAACUCAUUCCUCUCAUCACAUUCUUUGUAAUAAACUUCUUCAUGCACUCCUGUGA